CCAGUUACUGGAACGGCACAGGUGGUGUCUACGGGAACAGGGCAGCAGGUGACCCUGGGUGACCGCAGGGCCGGGCGUUGUCACGACAGUGCCACCCCCGUUCCCAGCAGCUCUGAAGCCACCUCAGGACUCGGCCUCGGAGCGGCUCAACGGCAGAGGUCCCUACAUGAGACCCAAAUCCUCCAGGGCGCCGGAGUCCCUCAAGCGGGUCGGGAUCCCUGUCCUGGCCGUGGUGCUCACCCUCGCCUGCCUGGUCGCCAUCGGGUUCCUGGUGAAGAUUUACCUGGACCACCACUACCUGUUCUGCAAGCAGCCCCUGAAGCUGGUGCCGCUGAAGCAGGUGUGUGACGGGCAGCUGGACUGUCUGCAGGGCGAGGACGAGGCCAACUGUCCCCAGUGGGUCCCCGAGGGGCCACCAGCCAGGGCCCGCGUUUCCAAAGACAGAUCCAUCCUGCAGGUGCUCCACAGCCACUCUGGAGCCUGGUCCUCUGUGUGCCACGACCACUUCACCCCGGAGCUGGCCAGAGCUGCCUGUGAGCAGAUGGGUUACAGCAGCACCCCAACUUUCCAGGGCGUGGAGGUGAGCGUGGGGCAGCCGCUGCCUCCCCGCGAGGUCGCGCUGAGCAACGGGAGCCUCCAGGUGCUUGAUCCAGGCAGGAAAUGCCUCUCGGGGUUGGUGGUGUCGCUCUUCUGUUCCAGCUGCGGGCAGAGCGUGAGGACACCGCGGGUGCUGGGGGGCAGCCCGGCUGCCAUCGAGGCGUGGCCCUGGCAGGUCAGUCUGCAGUACAGGAAGGAGCACAUCUGCGGGGGCAGCAUCAUCGGGCCCGGCUGGGUGCUGACGGCCGCGCACUGCUUCAAGAACAACCCCAUCAUCCAGAGCUGGCGUGUGAAGGCGGGCUCCGACCUCCUGUCGGGCGCUGCCACCUUCGCCGUGGAGAAGGUGUUCCUGGCGGAGGUGACACCCGCGUCCCCCAAGGACAAUGACAUCGCCCUGGUGAAGCUGCGCUCCCCGGUGCGUGACUCAGACAGCACCAAGCCCAUCUGCCUGCCCUAUUUUGAUGAGGAGCUGGUGCCGGGCACCCCCCUGUGGGUGAUCGGCUGGGGCUACACGGAGGAGCACGGUGAGUGGCACAGCGGGAAGCUGUCGGAGCGCCUGCAGCAGGCCGAGGUGGAGCUCAUCGACAAGCAGAGCUGCAACCUGGCCGCCUACCACGGCGAUGUCACCGACAGGAUGCUGUGUGCCGGCCUGCCCCAGGGUGGAGUGGACACCUGCCAGGGGGACAGCGGCGGGCCCCUCCUGUACUCGGGCGGGCACUGGCAGGUGGUGGGCAUCGUCAGCUGGGGCCAGGGCUGCGGGACCCCCAGCACACCCGGCGUCUACACCAGCGUCCGUGCCUACCUGGACUGGAUCUACGCCGUGCGCAGGUCGGAGCUCUGAGACCUGCUGGAACAGGUCCCUCCUCGCGCCGAGCCUCCCUUCCUCUGCCCUUGCUCUGGCAGCAACAGGGACAUGGAUCUCCAGCCACGGAAGGUGAGCAGAGGCUCCCAAACCCUCGCUGGCAG
This is a messenger RNA of Hirundo rustica (Barn swallow), 1563 nucleotides long. It is a transcript of the gene TMPRSS4, whose product is annotated as transmembrane serine protease 4. Lineage: Eukaryota; Metazoa; Chordata; Aves; Passeriformes; Hirundinidae. Gene Ontology annotation, molecular function: protein binding; serine-type endopeptidase activity. The coding region runs from base 167 to 1438 and encodes 423 amino acids. Gene Ontology annotation, cellular component: membrane. The transcript is spliced from 13 exons. The record is from RefSeq and is a predicted model, not a curated record. Gene Ontology annotation, biological process: proteolysis.